CGAACAUUAUACCUUCGUUGCAAUUGCUACGUUUGGAUGAUUGGGCUUUACAGGUUCAAUUGUGUGAGGCCUUCAGACAUCUUGGAUCUUGGACGCAGCCUCACAGCCUUGCUUCGCUUCUCUUCUGGCCCGUAUCCGUUUCCUUGGGUGCAUACACUCGCUCCCAGCGCGAAGGUUACCUACAGCCAGCACAGCUGCUCUAACCACCAACCCACUCAACGAAACUCUCGAGUUCCUAUCAUCAUGAGCUCGCCAUCAACCGUCCGCGCCCUUCGUUCGGCUGUUAGCAAUAUCACGACGCAUUCACCCAUCAAUGCAGCAAAAGCUGGACCAUCGCCGCACCGGUCGCCUGGAACCCCGCAGAGAAUGAUCAGGUUGUUCGCAACUACGGCCGGAAUGAGAUCAAUGCCAUCCAGCCCCGCAACGCUAUUCUCCUACAUCAAAUCCCCAUCUAUGCCAACCAGCCCCACCAAAGUCCCCCUCCGCACUCUCUCCAGUACCACUACCACCACCUCCACGCACCUCACUCACCCCCGUAUCUCUCCCCUCUCCCAGCCAGUCCCAACGCCCUUCCCAAUCGAUCCGGCCCCCUCCACCAGCCUCCCCCGCAUCCUGCACCACCGUCUUUUCCUCGACUACCAAGCAUCCAUAACAUCCAUGUCCAGUCCAAUUUCGUUGUACGCACCAUACACCCCAUCUCCCGAACUCCUCACACCGACUGAAUCACUACCGCCCAAACAUCCCGGACCGUGGGAAGAGUCUAUCGAGACCGACGCUGAGGCGGAGGUGGUGGAGGAGGUGGGUGGAAGGAAGGUGGGAAAACAUGGACAGGUUGGAUUGGGACAGCUUAUGGGUACGUUGUUGGGCGGGGGUAUCAUUAGUGCGAUUUGUGUGGGGCUUGGGGUUGUGGUGGUGGUGGUCAGAAUGAUCGUGGACGGGGUGCUUGGGAGGAGUGCGUUUGUCGUGGAGAAGGAGCCUGUUGAGGAGAGAGCGAAAUGAGAGUAUGACGUUGUGAUGGAACUGGGUGUGAGUAUGUAUGGCUAUGAGUGUUGCUGCUUGAAUUGGGAAAGUAU
This is a messenger RNA of Saitoella complicata NRRL Y-17804, 1073 nucleotides long. RefSeq lists its product as uncharacterized. The record is from RefSeq and is a predicted model, not a curated record. Lineage: Eukaryota; Fungi; Ascomycota; Saitoellomycetes; Saitoellales; Saitoellaceae. Bases 37 to 999 code for a protein of 320 amino acids. The transcript has a single exon.